Molecule: messenger RNA, 486 nt
Organism: Protopolystoma xenopodis
Lineage: Eukaryota; Metazoa; Platyhelminthes; Monogenea; Polystomatidea; Polystomatidae
Source: the annotation of a GenBank genome assembly
AUGGCUCCCGCAUACUCACUUCCACUGCCGCCCGUCUUCCCCUCACUACAUCAUGGACUGAAUAUUCCUCCUCCCGGCUUUCUUUCGAGUGGUCCAUCAACUGCUGGUCUCAUGCCUUCCCAGGUACAUUGGGCACAGCCAUUGCACUCCACGCCUGCAGCCACUAUUACAACCAGCCCGACUUCGGCCGCCACUUUAACUACUCCCAACUCUUCGGUUCCAUCCACCAUGCCUGGUCAUCACACUCGACCACUUCUUUCAACAUAUCCUCUACCCAUCCCUGCCACUGUUGCCGCUACCACUACAGUCACUACGACUAUAGCUGUCACUUCCUCUUCCCCUUCGUAUUCAUCUACUUCGGUCAUAGCUGAGGAUUCACAGAAUCAGAUAAAUGGGCGCGGUAUAUCUAACUGUGGGGAAAUGAUGAAUCUGCAUUCUGAAGAUCAAGAGAUGGGUAAGAAAUAUCGGCCCCUCUAUAAAAAAUGA